UCAACCCCUGAAAGCCACUGGGAAAACGUACCCCAUAUACGCCUUAUCCCCUCUUCGAAGCUGAAUAAAUGCCAGACUGCCAGUGAUCUAAGUCUAAUUCUAACACUACAAACCCCCCAAGCCAAAUGGCUGUGUCAUCAUCUACCACUGCAGCAGCCCUUCACUAUAUCUCAAAACCACAGCAAAAUUAUGCACCAAGAACUACUACUACUACUACUUGCAGCAGCUGCUCAUUCUCUGUUUCCAUAACGUCCUCCUUGUCCAAAACAACGAAAAAGCCGCUUAAAGUUACGGUGAGAAGCAGUAGUAGCGAUGGUAGUCCAUCUGCAGAAGCAGCGGUGACACAGGCAGAGGCCGAGUCGGAGUCUCCCAUUGAACUUCCCAAAGGGCCUCCGUCAGUAAUCUCUACUCUCAACGUUGAAAGAGCUCUCCGUGGAAUCCCAAUUACAGAUAUUGAUUACUAUGGCAGUCUUGGAAUUCAGAAAGGAUGUUCAAAUGAUCAGGUUUAUGCAGCAUACAAGAACAAGGUAGAAGAGUUAAUGAACAAAGGAUUCGAUGAGGAAGAACUCAGCAAGAAACUUGAGGUUUUAAAGGAAUCGUACGCUGUUUUAUCGAAUGUGCAAGAGAGAAGACUGUACGAUUGGAGCUUGGCUAGGAAGGCGAAUCAAGAUAAAUACCUAUGGCCUUAUGAGGUUGACAACUCAAAAAAAUCAUCAGAGCCAAUUCCAGAGGACCCAGAGGACGUAGUGCCAACAAGACUGGUGGGCUACUUCUUUUUGGCGUGGUGUUUACUGGCUGUUGUAUUGUCAAUUGGCCUCAAUCGAUAGGAAGUAGUAGUAUGUAUGUGUUUAAUUUUCUGGGUUUUUUUUUUUUCAUUUUCAACCAGUCUUUGUUUAAUUUAUUUUUGUGCUGCCAAAACCAGUCUAUGUAUUCAUAAUUAAUUCUAUUGAAGCUGGGAUCUCAACAUUAA
Molecule: messenger RNA, 970 nt
Organism: Rhododendron vialii
Lineage: Eukaryota; Viridiplantae; Streptophyta; Magnoliopsida; Ericales; Ericaceae
Product: NAD(P)H-quinone oxidoreductase subunit U, chloroplastic
Exons: 5
Coding region: 126-827 (233 amino acids)
Cellular component (GO): chloroplast; NAD(P)H dehydrogenase complex (plastoquinone); chloroplast thylakoid membrane
Source: RefSeq, a predicted model, not a curated record